UCACAGCUUACAAAUACUGGCCCAGGAAACCAGUGUCCACUCACAGUUUACCUGAAGCCACACACAACACUACAACAACAGACAGACAGCAGACAGAAUGAGUCCCAAACGCAUCAUCUACAAGAAACUCUCCAGAGACAAAUCUGUGGGCGUGUACAUGGGGAAACGGGAUUUCGUGGAUCACUGUGAUUUCGUUGAUCCUGUUGACGGUGUUGUGCUGGUGGACCCCGAGCAGGUGAAAGGAAAGAAAGUGUAUGUCAUGCUGUCCUGUACGUUCCGGUACGGUCGGGAGGAUAUGGACGUGAUGGGGAUGGCGUUUCGCAGGGACAUCUUCCUGUGCUCUCGACAGAUCUAUCCUCCUCUGCAGGACAAGGAGCGCAGCGUUCAUACCAAAGUACAGGAGAAGAUCCUGCGCAAACUCGGAGACAACGCAUACCCCUUCUUCUUUGAGUUUCCAGAUAACCUGCCGUGUUCAGUGUGUCUGCAGCCGGGGCCCACAGAUGUAGGAAAGCAUUGUGCAGUGGAGUUUGAGGUGAAGGCGUUUUGUGCAGAAAAUCAAGAUGAAAAAGCCCAAAAGAGGAGCUCGGUUCGGCUGGCCAUCAGAAAGAUCCAGUACGCUCCAGAUACAGGAGGAGCGGCUCCAUCGGCCGACACCACCUGUGAAUUCAUCAUGUCUGAUAAACCGCUGCACAUGCGUGUCAGUCUGGAGAAAGAGACGUAUUACCACGGAGAGGAGAUCAACAUCAGCGUGGACAUCGACAACAGCUCCAACAGGAACGUGAAGGACUUGUCAGUCUCGGUGGAGCAGGUCACCAAUGUGGUGCUUUACUCAAAUGACAAGUACGUCAAAACUGUGGCCUACGAGGACACCAUGGACACUGUGCCGUCUGGGACGAGUCUGAAGAAGUUUUACACUCUCUGUCCUCUGCUGGACAAUAACCGUGAGAGACUGGGACUCGCUCUGGAUGGGAAACUAAAGCACGAGGACACUAACCUGGCCUCCUCCAGCGUUGUGAAGGAUGAAGUGCUGAAGGAGAUUCUGGGCAUGUUGGUGGCUUAUAGGGUGGUGGUGAAGUGUAAUGCAGCCGGCAUUGUUGGAUCCAGUGAGGUUGCUGUGGAGGUUCCCUUUAAACUCAUGCAUCCCAAACCUGAUCCAGAGAGUGAAGACACAGUUGACCUGGUGUUCGAGGAGUUUAAACGCUCGUAUCUGAAAGGAGUCAUCGGCGACGAUGAUGAAUCUCCAGCUGAGCCUUGAGAGCCUUCUCUAUGGAGUGUGCACGUGUAUAAAGAUGCAUGUUGAGAGUAUGUAGAUGUGCACUAAUGUAAGCCAGGAGAGAAAAAUCAAUUGGCCAAAUCAGCAUAUAUUCAUAAUUAUGUGUAUUGUAGUAAACCUGAACAACGCUGCUAAAUAUUUGCAUUUUGUUUCAAAAGAACCAAAAAAAAGCUCUCCUAAAAUGUAUGAAAUUAUUAUUCCAUGUAUGAUCUUAGUUUAAAAGGCUGCUUCUUUGUAUUCUCAGAUUAUAACUAGAUUUCAGUAAGGAUAAACUGAUAAAUAGUGCAUUUUAUUUGUCACAAAUGGAUGUAUUGCAUAGAAAAUUAGAGGCAAAUUCUGUUAUUUCCCUGUAAAUGCUUUGAAAUAAAACACUUUGUGACAGCAGAA
Molecule: messenger RNA, 1660 nt
Organism: Carassius gibelio (silver crucian carp)
Lineage: Eukaryota; Metazoa; Chordata; Actinopteri; Cypriniformes; Cyprinidae
Product: S-arrestin-like
Exons: 16
Coding region: 98-1255 (385 amino acids)
Biological process (GO): G protein-coupled receptor internalization; signal transduction
Cellular component (GO): photoreceptor inner segment; photoreceptor outer segment
Molecular function (GO): G protein-coupled receptor binding
Source: RefSeq, a predicted model, not a curated record